Molecule: messenger RNA, 1285 nt
Organism: Trichechus manatus latirostris (Florida manatee)
Lineage: Eukaryota; Metazoa; Chordata; Mammalia; Sirenia; Trichechidae
Gene: FCRLB
Product: Fc receptor like B
Exons: 6
Coding region: 3-1283 (426 amino acids)
Biological process (GO): negative regulation of immune response; cell surface receptor signaling pathway
Cellular component (GO): plasma membrane
Molecular function (GO): transmembrane signaling receptor activity
Source: RefSeq, a predicted model, not a curated record
UCAUGUGGGCACUGGUAGCCCUCUUGCUCCUGGUUCCAAGCAGUGGACAAGCUGCUACUCUGGAGAAGCCCAUACUGUCUCUACACCCACCUUGGACUACAAUCUUCAGGGGGGAGCGAGUCACCUUACGGUGUGACGGGUACCACCCUCUGCUCCUGGAACUCCGACCCAUCAGCACUCUCUGGUAUUUGGGUCACCUGCUCCUGCCCUCUCACAAGAAGAGCAUCGAGGUGCAGACACCAGGGGUGUAUCGAUGCCAGACACGGGGAGCUCCCGUCAGUGACCCCAUCCACCUCUCUGUAUCCAAUGACUGGCUGAUCCUGCAGGUACCCUAUACUGCGGUGUUCGAGGGCGAGUCUCUGGUCAUGCGCUGUCGCGGCUGGUACGACAAGGUCGUCUACAAGCUUCACUACUACCGCGAUGGCCAGGCGGUGCGCUACUUCCACUCCAGCGCCAACUACACGGUGCCACAAGCGCGCACCAGCGAUAGCGGGCGCUACCACUGCUCCGGCACCAUGCGCAUCCCGGUGGAGAGUGCGCCCAUGUUCUCCGCCAAGGUGGCCGUGACCGUGCAAGAGCUGUUCCAGGCGCCGGUGUUGCGGAUGUUAGGCCAGGUGGAGGCCCGCAGCGCGGCCUCUGGCGGGGUGGUGGUGCACUGCGAGACGCGUCUGCACCCGCAGAAGCGCGACACGCCGCUGCAGUUCGCCUUCUACAAGUACAGUCGGGUCGUGCGCCGCUUUGAUUGGGGCGCCGAGUACACGGUCCCGGAGCCGGAGGUCGAGGAGCUGGAAUCGUACUGGUGCGAGGCGGCUACUGCGACCCGCAGCGUCCGGAAACGCAGCCCCUGGCUACAGCUCCCCGGGCGGGGUUCUCUGGACCUGGCGUUUACCACCGUGCCCGCUCCACAGGCUGCAACCUUGGCGCCCAGUAACAAGCCACUUUCCUUCAGAAAGCCUCCGGUAUUCAGAUCGGUCUCAUUUGUCACCUCCAUCCCAAACACGACUUCAUCGGGACUGCUGUUCCCCUUGGGCAGCGGCCCCCCUGCUGGACCCCCAGCCUGCGCUCCACCGACGACGUCCUUGGAACAGUCAGCUGGAGCCCUGAAACCCAAUGUGGACCUUCUGCUCCGAGAAAUGCAGCUGCUCAAAGGCCUUCUGAGCCGCGUGGUCCUGGAGUUAAAGGAGCCACAGGCCCUCCCAGAGCUAACAGGAACACCUGAGACCCCCACUCUCCACUUAUCUAUGAAGGGAGUUACACCGGAGACCACUACUGUGGAGACCUGAGG